CGGCGCGGCGCGGAGAAAGCACGGCGCGUGCGCGGAGGGGUCCGCGCGGCCACUGGCUCCUAAAAGGAAAAACGCGUGUGCGGGUCUCGACGUGCCGCGAAUCUUCGAACGCAAGCGCGUUAUCAGCUCCAGAAUUUGAGAAAGGGGUCGAGGGGCACGCCUGCGCCUGCCGUCGUAACUGCGAGUGCGCCGUGCCCGUUCCGCCGGUGGCUGGUCAGAUUUUUAUUUGACAGAGAGAGAGGGAACACAAGCAGGGGGAGUGGAAGAGGGAGAAGCAGGCGCCUCGCGGAGCGGGGAGCCGAACGCAGGGACCCCGGGAUCAUGACCUGAGGCGAAGGCAGGCACUUCAGGACUGAGCCACCCAGACGCCCACUGUUGUCUAUUUCUCAUGCCUGUCGCAGAGUAGGCACCCCAGACACAAUGGCCCUGGUGUCUGCUGAUUCCCGCAUCGCAGAACUUCUCACGGAGCUCCAUCAACUGAUCAAACAAACCCAGGAGGAGCGUUCGCGGAGUGAGCAUAACUUAGUGAACAUCCAGAAGACCCAUGAGCGGAUGCAGACAGAGAACAAGAUCUCUCCCUAUUACCGGACAAAGCUACGUGGGCUGUACACGACCGCCAAGGCUGACGCUGAGGCUGAGUGCAACAUCCUCCGGAAAGCUCUAGAUAAGAUAGCGGAAAUCAAGUCUCUGUUGGAAGAAAGGCGGAUUGCGGCCAAGAUCGCGGGCCUGUACAACGACUCGGAGCCCCCUCGGAAGACCAUGCGCCGGGGGGUGCUGAUGACCCUGCUGCAGCAGUCGGCCAUGACCCUGCCCCUGUGGAUCGGGAAGCCUGGUGACAAGCCCCCACCCCUCUGUGGGGCCAUUCCAGCCUCUGGGGACUACGUGGCCAAGCCCGGAGACAAGGUGGCCGCCCGGGUAAAGGCCGUGGAUGGGGAUGAGCAGUGGAUCCUGGCGGAGGUGGUCAGUUACAGCCAUGCCACCAACAAAUACGAGGUGGAUGACAUCGACGAGGAAGGCAAAGAGAGACACACGCUGAGCCGACGGCGUAUCAUCCCGCUGCCCCAGUGGAAAGCCAACCCGGAGACGGACCCCGAGGCCUUGUUUCAGAAGGAACAGCUUGUGCUGGCCCUGUACCCCCAGACCACCUGCUUCUACCGUGCCCUGAUCCAUACGCCCCCACAGCGGCCCCAGGAUGACUAUUCAGUCCUGUUUGAAGACACGUCCUAUGCAGACGGUUACUCCCCUCCCCUCAAUGUGGCCCAGAGGUACGUGGUGGCUUGUAAGGAGCCCAAGAAGAAGUGAAGCCGGCCGGCAGACUCGCGCUCUCCUGCCACCCUCGCAGGGGAACACGGCAGCAGAUUUCGUGGCAAAUAAAUAUUGCUCCCCUUUG
Messenger RNA from Mustela lutreola (European mink), 1390 nucleotides. RefSeq names its product SAGA complex associated factor 29 (gene SGF29). The transcript is spliced from 11 exons. The coding region runs from base 421 to 1302 and encodes 293 amino acids. Gene Ontology annotation, cellular component: SAGA complex. Lineage: Eukaryota; Metazoa; Chordata; Mammalia; Carnivora; Mustelidae. The record is from RefSeq and is a predicted model, not a curated record.